AUGGAAUUAGCUGGCCUUGAUGAUGCUUUAAUGAAUGGAAAAGUAAGCUAAUUAACAAAAGUAUUUAAAACAAUACUGCCAGAAGAUGAUAAAGAUACAGAGUAAAUGUCCUAAGAAGAAUUAAAAUUAAUACAUUUACUAACACGAGUAGGCGACGUUAAUCGUCUUUUAAAAAAACUUCCUACAAACUCUCCCAUAUACUAUUAAAAACAAUAAGAAGUUAAUUAUUUAAAUAAACUUAAAGAUGAUUUAGAAAAAAUCAUAUAAGAAUAAAGAUAUUAAAAACUUCGUGAAGACUACAAUGCUAGUGGAAAGGCUGAUCCCGAAAAAGAAAGAUAAAUAAAAACCAGAAGUUAAUUAAUUUAAAAGUUAAAUAAUUUGCAUUAAGCCAGAAAAUAUAUGCCUAUGGAAGGCUUUACUAUUUUCUGGGAUUGGGCUGUAAAUGUUCCUAAAAGAUACUCUAGUGUAAAAGUAUAAUGGGGAUUAUUUAAAAGAAGUGAGGUUAUUGUGCCUCCUUAGUUUUUGGAGCAUAGACCUUUGUAAAUGUAGAGUUUUAAUACUAAGUAUGCUGUUUGGGGAGAUAGAGAUCAUGUUUAUGAUAUUAAAGGUAAUAAAGAUAUACUUUUGGUUGUUGAAUUGUAGUGCUUUUAUUUAGAUUAUGGAUAAAAGACUUAAAUGGAUGUUUAUGGAUGGUCUAUUUUGGAACUUUUUGAUAUGAAUUAGGACUUAAUGAGGGGUAAAUGGAAAAUUCCGUUUUAUUCAACAAAAAUUAACCCGAAUGUACUUGUUAGUUAAUCGAAAAAUUUACAAAGUUAAUCAAAUACAAUGCUUCAUUUAAGAAUCUGCUUCCCUUAAGACCUAGAAUUUGGGGACGAAUAUCCUUUACAUCCAUGGACUCAAGGAAAUGAAUUUUUUAUACCAGUUAUUCAUAAAAAAACAGUUGUCUAAGCAUCUAUAGAAUUAGAUUUAACUAAAUAGAGAUAAACAUCAACUAUUUUUAAUGAUUAAUAAGAUUCUUCUAGUGAAAGUGAAUCAGAUGAAGAACCAAAAUAAGAAUUUACAUAAAUGAAAAUGGAACCUUCGAAGAAUGAAUAGUAAAUUAAUAAUAAUAGAAACGAAAACAAAGGAUUGCAUAUUACAAUACAUAAUUUAUUAAAAUAUUUAACUGACAAAUGUUCUAAAAUAAAAUGUUUCCUUAUAGAUGUAAAAAGAGGUACUAUAAAAGAUGAUUUUGGUCGAGAUUGCUAAUUUGAAACUGAUGUAUAUGAACCACUUCGUCCUUCUAAAGAAAACUCAAAUAAUUUUGCUUAAUUAUUAGAUUCUAAAUUAAUAGAAGAAGGAAUUACAGUAAUGUAAGAAGAUUAUCAUUUUUUUGUCGAUAUUACUUCUUAUGCAUAUAUCCUUAUAGGUAAAGCAUGGUAUGCAUUUUCUCUUUUUGAAAAAGAAGUCUGUUAAAUAGGACAUUAUUAUAAAAAUAUGUACGAUGUUCCUAUUGUAAAACCUCCAUUCGAUGCUUCUAGUGUAAACUACUUUAAAAACUCAGAAAUAGACUUUUCAAUUAAUUAUUUUGACUUCGAUAAGGAUAAUAAGAAGUCUUAAGAUGAAAAAUAUGCAGAUAUAAGAGACUUGAAAGCAAAAUUGAGAAAAAAACCGUAGGUUAAGUCUGUAAAAGUUAGAAUUAAAGAAGAUUUAGAUGAUCUUUCUAAAGCUUUUCUUGAAAAUACACAAGUUUAGUACCUUGAUAAGCCUUUUGAAAAAGGAUAAGGUAUUGAUUUUUAUAUUGAUGCAGCUAGAUUUUUACCUGAUAAUGUUACUGUUUCGAAAAUUUCUUUGUCUAUUUUAAAUUAAAAUUUCGAUAAAUUUUUUGAUAAUGAUAGUGCUCUUCCAGAUUUAAACAGUGAUAUAUAUUCUCCUAAAUAUGGUUUUAGAAAAGAAUUAAGAGCUACUCAUUUCGAUCCUACUUUAUAGGCUUUUAUGGUAAUAGAAACAAUUGAUAAUAUGAACAAAGAAGUAAGAAUUGUAGGAUAUUCAAUAAUAAAUUUCUUCCUUAAUUCAAAAACAAAAAAGCAACCCACAGAUUAAUUAGAUAAUGAAAUUAUUUUAUAAAACGGAAAUUAUUAAAUUCCCAUAUUUUGCUAACAUCCUGUUAAAAUAAAGCCUUUUAAUAUUGAAAGAUUGUAUUAAUUAGAUAAAUUGCCAUGUGCCUCAUUAUUAGUAAGAAUAGUAAAUGCUCCUAUAAGUGCAGAUGGCUUUAGAGCACUUUCAUUAGAAGAUGUUCCUUAGCAAGAUUGGGAGAGAAUUGGUUUAAAAGUUCCUUAACCACCCUAUAGCAUCGAAAAGUAGGCUUUUUACAAUACUUCAUAUUACAGCCUUCGAGAUUCGGAAAAGGAAUUAUUUAUAAUAAGACUAAGAAGAAUAAGCCCGAAAACUCUUGAAGCCUUAAAUGACUUAAUGAAUCAUUUCGCGAAAAAAGACUUCGUUUAAAAACAAGAAGAAUUAAUCAAACAAACCAAUAGUUAAAAAAAGAAAAAGAAAAAAAAAGGGUAAGUAGAGGAAGAAAUACAAGAAUAACCUUCAGAAUUUAAUCCUAUAAAUAUAAAAGAAAUAAAAGUCAAAGAUGCAAAAGAAUGGAUUGAUAAAAAUAUUGUUAGAAGCCCCUAUACAGAUAUUAUAGAACUUCAAUAUUUCGCCUAAUAUAAACCUGAUGUAGGCUUUAAAUUUUCAUUAGAUGGUUUUCAUAAUAACCCACAUAAGGACUAUCCUAUUGUUGGCUUAUAUUGUUUAAACCCACCCGCAACUUUUUAUCUAGGAGGAGGUUACAAAAGGGAUGAAAUUAUGUUAAAUUCGGCUUAUAAUUGGUAAAGUCCGAUUACUUCGCCUUAAUUUACGGAAGGUUAUUUUACAUUUACUGGAGUCGAGUUUUAACAAAAUUUAAGUAUUAUUAUUGAUUGUAGGAAGGUUAUUUUUAAUAAAAAAGGAGAUUAAGUUUAUUUGGAAAACAUUGGAUGGACUUUAUGCCCUGUUUUUACUAAUAAUGGAUAUGUAAAAAGUGGAAUUUAUUAAUUGCCUAUUUUUAAAGGAUAAGUGCCCUUUGAUAUUUUGUAAAAAGCAAGUUAAUAAAACCCUUGGAUGGCUAUUUAAGAAGGAAUCAAAAAUAAAAAAAAUUCUGUUAAAUAUUAUGAAACUAUGAGUUGUAUUGUUAGAAUUUUAGACGCUUAAAGAGAUGGACAUUAUUAAAUACCUUUUGAUUAUACAAGAGUUAAUUAUAACUAUUUACCUAAAGAUAAAAUUGGAGAUUAUGCUUAUAAUUCAGCUAUUGAUAUCAAACUUAAAAAAGCAACUAAAAUGCUUAGUAUGGCUCAUAACAAAGCUAAAGUUAAUGAAUAUUAGGAUAAACUAACUAAUUUAACUUUAUAAACUUUAAAAAUAUACUGA
This is a messenger RNA of Ichthyophthirius multifiliis, 3435 nucleotides long. RefSeq lists its product as hypothetical. The transcript has 9 exons. The record is from RefSeq and is a predicted model, not a curated record. Lineage: Eukaryota; Ciliophora; Oligohymenophorea; Hymenostomatida.